Theobroma cacao (cacao) is the source of this 603-nucleotide messenger RNA. Its product is annotated as transcription repressor. Gene Ontology annotation, biological process: negative regulation of DNA-templated transcription. The record is from RefSeq and is a predicted model, not a curated record. NCBI's taxonomy places the organism in Eukaryota, Viridiplantae, Streptophyta, Magnoliopsida, Malvales, Malvaceae.
CAUGCUUAACGUGACCCACUUGCCAUUGUUCAUAAAUGAUUAUUUUGGCACAGAUUUUCCUUCAAAGAUCCAUGCCUCAUGCUUGAAGAUGAAAGCCUCUAAAGAACACAAGAAGCAGAAGCUUCAACAGAGGGGAUGCAGGGCCCUGUGUUGUAGUUGCAGGCUGAGUGUGUCUUCUUCAGAGGAAGCAGAAAGCUCCAAUUCUGAUCGGUUUGCAUCCAUAUCAAGCCUAGCGCACGCCAUGGUCCAAGAGAGGUUAGACCAAAUGAUCAGAGAAAGGCAGGAGACGAGGCACAUAGAGCGGAGGCGGCAAAGAAGUGAAGGGACUAAAUUCGUUGUUAUGGUAGCCAUGGAAAAGUGCUCUUACGAUCCAAGAGAAGAUUUCAGAGAGUCUAUGGUUGAGAUGAUUAUGGCGAACCGGAUUCAAGAGCCCAAGGACCUUCGCAGCCUCUUGAAUUACUACGUUUCAAUGAAUUCUGAGGAGUAUCAUGGGAUUAUACUAGAAGUUUUCCAUCAGGUUUGCACUAGUUUGUUUUUAUGUUGUAAAUGCCAUUGAAAACCAAUGUGAUAUCUUUUCAGAAUAACUGGUCUACUCUUGAACAA